AUGGCAGCUUCCAGGGCUGCUGAGACUCCAGAACAAGCAAGUAAUCGGCUUGAAGAACAACGAACCAGGCAAGCGGCUUCAAGAGCUGCUGAGACACCAGAGCAAACAACAACUCGGCUUGAAGAACAACGAACAAGACAAGCAGCUUCAAGAGCUGCUGAGACAGCGGAACAAACAACUAUUCGGAAUACAGAUAAACUCACAAGGCAAGCUGUUUCAAGAGCUGCUGAAACACCAGAGCAAACAACAACUCGGCUUGAAGAACAACGAACAAGACAAGCAGCUUCAAGAGCUGCUGAGACAGCGGAACAAACAACUAUUCGGAAUACAGAUAAACGCACAAGACAAGCGGCUUCAAGAGCUGCUGAGACAGCGGAACAAACAACAACUCGGCUUGAAGAACAACGGACAAGACAAGCAGCUUCAAGAGCUGCUGAAUCUUCAGAACAACAACAAGUACGGCGUGAGGAAGAUCGAAGAAGACGUUCCAAUUCACGAGCAUCACGUUGGUCAUUCAUGGAACGGGAAGCAUUUCAAUAUGAUCCAACCAAAAAUUAUGACAAUCACCCUCAACUUUAUAUUGGUCGAAUGACAGAGAUUUGCUCAUAUUGUGAUGCACUCAAGUGGUCUGGCGAAGCACCAGGUAUGUGCUGUUCCAAUGGUAAAGUAAAACUGCCAUCACUUCGACAGCCUCCUGAACCAUUGGAAUCAUUAAUGUCCGGCACAACAACAACAUCAAAGCAUUUCUUGGAGAACAUUCGAAAGUAUAAUUCAUGUUUUCAAAUGACGUCAUUUGGUGUUACAAGCGAGGUGUGUGAGCCAGGUUUCAUGCCUACAUUCAAAAUUCAAGGUCAAGUUUACCAUCGCAUAGGAUCGUUGUUACCACUGACCAAUGAAGAACCUAAAUUUCUUCAAAUUUAUUUCAUGGGAGAUGAACAGCAACAGGCGAGACAACGAUGCAAUAAUAUUCCAGGUACAAGACAAGAUAUUGUUAUAGAUUUGCAACGAAUGCUUCAUCAAUAUAACAGCUAUGUCCAUAUUUUCAAGUCUACUCUAGAGAAGAUGCUUUCUGACGAAUACAGAGUGGUUAUCAGUGCAGACAAGAAGCCUGCUAGGGAGCAUGCAAGACGCUUCAACGAACCUUCUACAAAUGAAGUAGCAGUCAUCAUUGCUGGUAACGAAUUCGAGAGACAGGACAUCAUUUUGGAGAAGAAAAACAAUCAGUUACAGAGAGUGGCAGAAACACACAGGUCAUAUGAUGCGUUGCAAUAUCCACUGAUCUUUUGGGAGGGAGAAGAUGGAUAUCAUUUUCUCAUAAUGCAGACUGAUCCGACAACAGGAACGCCCGUUGAUCGCAAAAAAGUUUCGGCCAUGGAUUUUUAUGCUUACAGAAUAAUGAUGCGAGCUGGUGCUAUAAAUCAUAUCUUAAGAUGUCGUCAACUUUUUCAUCAAUUUAUCGUUGACAUGUACGCUAAAAUCGAAAGUGAGCGGUUAUGGUUCAUACGACUUAACCAAAAGAAACUGAGAGUAGACGAAUACAUUCACUUAAGAGACGCAAUAGCUAAUGAUGGCAACGCCGAUACCCUUGGUCAAUUAGUAAUACUACCAUCUACAUUCACUGGAAGUCCACGUCACAUGCACGAAUAUACACAAGAUGCUAUGACAUACGUGAGAAACUACGGAAGACCUGAUCUAUUUGUAACAUUCACUUGCAAUCCAACAUGGGAAGAAAUUCAAGAAGAACUAUUAGAUGGUCAAAAUCCGUCCGAUCAUCAUGAUCUGCUGGCAAGAGUAUUCAAGCAAAAACUCAUAAAAUUAAUGAAUAUUAUUACCAAAAGCCAUGUAUUUGGACCAACACAAUGUUGGAUGUAUUCUAUUGAAUGGCAAAAGAGAGGUCUGCCUCAUUCUCAUAUAUUGAUAUGGUUGAAAGACAAAAUUAAGCCAGAUGAAAUAGACAGCGUUAUUAGUCCAGAAUUACCAGAUCGUCAACAAGAUCCCCGUCUAUUUCAGGUUGUCGUGAAAAACAUGAUUCAUGGACCUUGCGGUAGUAUCAAUCCUGGAUCUUCGUGUAUGAAAGAUGGAAAGUGUACCAAAAGGUAUCCCAGACAACUUAUUCAAGAUACACAAACAGGUGAAGAUGGUUAUCCACUCUACAGAAGGCGAAGUCCAGAAGAUGGUGGUUUCAAAGCAAGAAUCAAGACCAAAUUUGGCAACUCGAUUCAAGAAAUUGAAAUCGAUAACAAAUGGGUUGUACCAUACUGUCCGUUACUUUCCCGAAUUUUUCAAGCUCAUAUUAAUGUCGAGUAUUGCAAUUCGGUCAAGUCGAUCAAAUACAUUUGCAAAUACGUUAACAAAGGUAGUGAUCAAGCGAUGUUUGGCUUUGGAAAAGAUGGAACAACAGUUGAUGAAGUGGAACAAUAUCAGUUAGGACGAUACAUCAGCAGUAAUGAAGCAGUUUGGCGAAUCUUGGACUUUUCAAUUCAUGAACGACAUCCGACGGUAGUACAUCUGGCUGUUCACUUAGAAAAUGGACAACGCGUCUAUUUCACGGAAGACAAUUUACAUGAAAGAAUUAAUGAACCACCAAAGACGACGUUGACAGCAUUUUUCUUACUAUGUCAGAAAGAUGAAUUUGCUAGAACACUACUGUAUUGCGAUGUUCCAAAAUUUUACACUUGGAACGCGUCAGAAAAAGCUUUCAAACGUCGUGUUCAAGGAACGAGUGUACCUGGCUAUCGCAACAUUAGAGCAACAAACGCUUUGGGCCGCGUCUACACUGUGCAUCCAAAUAAUUUUGAAUGCUUCUUUCUACGAAUUUUACUCCAUACAAUUAGAGGUCCAACUUCGUUUGAAGCUCUAAGAACUGUAAAUGGUCGGAAAUGUGCGACAUUUCGGGAAGCCUGUCAACUACUUGGCUUACUUGAAGACGAUACGCAAUGGAACGCUACGAUGACUGAAGCAGCUACGAUUCAAUCUCCUUCACAACUUAGAAAUCUAUUCAUAAUUUUACUAUUAGUAUGUGGUCCAUCUAAUCCGGGAAAAUUAUGGGAAUCCUACAAAGAAAGUUUAACCGAAGAUAUUCUCAUAAAAGCUCGCAGAGAGAAUCCUGGAUUAGCUUUAAAUUAUACACCUGAUAUGUUCAAUCAAACAUUGAUUAUUCUUGAAGAUAAAGCUCUGGCAAUGGCUGGCAAAGAUCUUAAACAAUUAGGUCUUCCAACUCCUCUAAGAACUCUUGGUGAUCGAUUGACCAGAGAAAUACUGCGAGAGACGAGCUACGAUUUGAACGAUUUGAACGAGUAUAUAUCAACAAACGAACCAUUACUGUUACCAGAUCAAAAGGCUGCUUAUAAUACUAUAUUAGAUCGGAUCAAUCGGAAAGCCGGUGGAAUAAUUUUUCUCGAUGCACCAGGUGGAACAGGAAAAACAUUUUUCAUUAAUCUACUCUUAGCUAAAAUUCGACGGAAGUCUGAAAUUGCAAUUGCAGUGGCUUCUUCCGGCAUUGCAGCUACACUACUUCAUGGUGGUCGUACUGCUCAUUCAACAUUAAAGUUGCCGCUCAAUCUUACACAAUGUGAAACUCCACUUUGUAAUAUUAGCAAAGGUACUGGAGAAGCCAAAGUUUUACAAGAAUGUAAGCUUAUUGUAUGGGAUGAAUGUACCAUGGCGCACAGAAAAGCAUUAGAAGCUCUUGAUCGAACACUUCAAGAUCUUCGCGACAAUGGAAAACUCAUGGGUGGAGCUAUCUUACUUCUAGCUGGUGAUUUUCGUCAAACAUUACCAGUCAUCCCGAAAGGAACGAUGGCUGAUGAACUCAAAGCCUGCUUAAAAGCUUCAUAUCUUUGGAGACAUGUUCAUAAGCUGGAACUCAAGACCAACAUGCGAGUUCACUUACAAGGUGAUGUAGCUGCUGGCCAAUUUGCUCAACAACUACUUAAUCUUGGAGAUGGAAAAAUAGUUGCUGAUCCAACUAAUGGACUUAUCACAAUACCAAAUAAUUUUUGUAAUAUAGUAGAUUCAAUAGAAACUCUCAAAACCAGUGUAUUUCCAGAUAUUCGACGCUGUUUCAAUGACCACAAAUGGCUAUAA
Rotaria sp. Silwood2 is the source of this 4086-nucleotide messenger RNA. Lineage: Eukaryota; Metazoa; Rotifera; Eurotatoria; Philodinida; Philodinidae. The record is from the annotation of a GenBank genome assembly.